Molecule: messenger RNA, 612 nt
Organism: Sclerotinia sclerotiorum 1980 UF-70
Lineage: Eukaryota; Fungi; Ascomycota; Leotiomycetes; Helotiales; Sclerotiniaceae
Exons: 3
Coding region: 1-612 (203 amino acids)
Source: RefSeq, a predicted model, not a curated record
AUGGCUGGUUACUAUCAUUGUCUCCCAGCUGUGUCGCACUCUCUGUACUUGUCCUUGCUUCGCAGUGAGAGCUUCAAAGCCCACAUGUUUAAUGACCAGGAGGUAUUGCUCGGUGUGGCAACUAAAUUAAGGCAUAAGGAGCUAUUCCACGAUUGUCUCAGUCUUAUUUCCGGCAGAUGGCAUCCAAAUGACCAGAAUUUCACCAUAGGUAUUAAAGAUCAGAGACUUGCGAAAUAUGCAGUUGAGCUACAUAACCUACUGGGCGGAAAGCUUGCAUAUACACACCAGGCGAUCUUGCGAGACACCUUUGCACCAUAUAGUGAUGAUGCAUGGCAAGAACUUUUGGCGAAUGCUGCAGAGGACUCACAGGGCUGCCUGAUAAGAUAUUUUAGGACGAUUUAUGACGAUGCUAUAGAAAUACAGCAAAAUGUGCUCAUCGACCUCCUAGCCCCUAUUAUCGAAAAUAAUCUUCAUUUGUUGCCCCGCGCCAUUGCCGGUGAAGUGAAAGAUGUUUGGAAAAAUAAUGAUCCUUUUUACCUUACUAGUGAUAUUUUAAAGAUUUGCUCCAUUGAAUUACAACAAGACCAGUACUCAGCACUAAAAACUAGCUGA